GUAACUACACAUGGUAGAAGAUGGCAGGGAUUCUCUUUGAAGACAUUUUCGAUGUUAAAGACAUUGAUCCUGAUGGAAAGAAAUUUGAAAGAGUGUCUCGCCUGUUUUGUGAGAGCGAGAGUUUCAAAAUGGAUCUAAUACUUGACGUAAAUACUCAGCUCUACCCUGUAAGUCUUGGAGACAAGUUCAGGCUUUUACUGACUACAACGCUCAGAGAAGACGGACUACCAGAUGAUGGAGACUUCCUUACUACAGACGGUGCCCCCUCACUAGCAGAUGCAUUUGAGUAUGUUAUGUAUGGGAAGAUAUACAGGAUAGAGGGGAAUGAAGGAGCUGGUGAUUCCGGAAGAUUAUCAGCUUAUGUGUCAUAUGGCGGCUUGCUAAUGAGAUUACAAGGAGAUGCUAAUAAUUUACAAGGUUUUAUGAUGGACACUAAUGUUUACUUGUUGAUAAAGAAGAUUGCUUUUUGAAAGAACGAUUAAAUCUCUUUUUUAUUUAUUUGUGUGUACAUGUACAUGUAUUUAUGUGUUUCUUUGCCUUAUAAAAAAGUCCCCAUUGUUUUUGAAAGGA
Molecule: messenger RNA, 570 nt
Organism: Amphimedon queenslandica
Lineage: Eukaryota; Metazoa; Porifera; Demospongiae; Haplosclerida; Niphatidae
Product: DNA-directed RNA polymerases I, II, and III subunit RPABC3-like
Exons: 4
Coding region: 21-470 (149 amino acids)
Biological process (GO): DNA-templated transcription
Cellular component (GO): RNA polymerase I complex; RNA polymerase III complex; RNA polymerase II, core complex
Source: RefSeq, a predicted model, not a curated record